AUGGAUGUUGCAGGAAAUUCAAAACUUUGUUUAUUAGAUCCCGAAAAUGGCAACAUAGAAAUGAAUUUUUCUGCACAUAACCACCACAUAAAAUGUUUUCAUAAUGAUAUUGAUAAAAUAGUAAUUGCAACUGAUGAAGUGAUAUAUUUAAGUGGUAUAAAAAUUCCAUAUCUAAUUGAUGAGUUAUCAAGUGAUUUAAAUGAAGAAGGAUCAUUACUAUCAAUGCCACCAUCACCAGUUGAUUCAUCAUCAUCAGAGACCUCAAACUGUACAUGGGAGUAG
This is a messenger RNA of Entrophospora candida, 282 nucleotides long. Lineage: Eukaryota; Fungi; Glomeromycota; Glomeromycetes; Entrophosporales; Entrophosporaceae. The record is from the annotation of a GenBank genome assembly.